CUUGUGUAAAAGUUAUUUUUUAAUUUAUACAUUAAGUUCUAGUCGAAAUUCUAUUUAAUAACUUAAUUUUUAAUUCUUUUUUAUGUUAAAAAAAAUUAACCAGCUGUUUAAAUCAAAAAACAGAACUAUGGCACCUUUACACGGUAUUAAUUUGCCAGCUGAAAAGGCAACGUUCGCAAUGGGAUGUUUUUGGGCUCCCGACAGUCUUUAUGGAUCCACUCUAGGAGUAAUAUCUACAAGAGUUGGUUAUGCAGGUGGUGCUAUUGGUUUUAUACCAACAUAUAGAAACAUUGGUGACUACACAGAAGCAAUACAAAUAGUAUACGACCCUACAACUGUAUCUUAUAUAAAUCUUUUACAAAUGUUUUGGGAUCACCACGACCCUACUGCCAAAUUUAAAAAACAGUAUUCUUCAUACAUUUAUUAUCAUAAUGAUCAACAAAAAUUAGAAGCUGAAUUGACGUUAAACGAAAAAAAAUCCAAAGGUCUGCAUAUUCUUACAGAAAUCCAACCUGUGGGACAAUUUUUUAAUGCUGAAGACUAUCAUCAAAAAUAUAGAUUGCAACAACAUAAGAGCUUAUGUAAAGAUCUGGGACUUAUUACUGGAACCGAUUUAAUAAAUUCCCACGUAGCAGCCAGAUUAAACGGUUAUGUGGUCGGUCAAGGGGGAGUUGACCAGUUCGACAUAGAAACAAAAACAUUAGGACUAGAUGAAGCGGCUAUAAAAUAUGUUAGGCAGCUCGUGAUAAAAUAUGAAGGACAAGGAUUAACAUGUUAAACAUAUUAUUAUUAUGCUAUUUUAAACAUGAAAUAUUAUAAUGAGUGAAGUGAACUUAG
Messenger RNA from Adelges cooleyi (spruce gall adelgid), 837 nucleotides. It is a transcript of the gene MsrA, whose product is annotated as peptide methionine sulfoxide reductase. Bases 83 to 778 code for a protein of 231 amino acids. Lineage: Eukaryota; Metazoa; Arthropoda; Insecta; Hemiptera; Adelgidae. Gene Ontology annotation, molecular function: peptide-methionine (S)-S-oxide reductase activity. The transcript is spliced from 5 exons. The record is from RefSeq and is a predicted model, not a curated record.